This is a messenger RNA of Hyaloscypha bicolor E, 1684 nucleotides long. Its product is annotated as FAD-binding domain-containing protein. The transcript has a single exon. The coding region runs from base 114 to 1652 and encodes 512 amino acids. The record is from RefSeq and is a predicted model, not a curated record. Gene Ontology annotation, molecular function: oxidoreductase activity; FAD binding. NCBI's taxonomy places the organism in Eukaryota, Fungi, Ascomycota, Leotiomycetes, Helotiales, Hyaloscyphaceae.
CAGCACUUUCAAAACAUGCAAAACGGGCUCGCCCUGCACACUUCGCCAUCUCAUCAAGCAACCUUGCAUCUUCUGAUCUUGUCAUAAAUAUUUGCCAGAAGCACUUCAUGAAAAUGCAAACUCUCAUCUUUUCAGCCGCAUUACUUUUCUUCUCGGCAGUUUCUACUUCUAUCGAUCCCUUGACUUAUCAAGAGAACGGAACUUCUGUUGAUGUCAGGCAUAUACUUACUGGUGAUGAUGUCCAUUGGUCAACGGGUACUGUGGUCGCAUUUCCAAACUCCACCGCAUUCACCAAUGCUACGGAGAGAAGAGUAGCCUGGGAAGCACCCAGCUUCGCAGCUGUCAUUACACCCGUUGUUGAGGAAGAUGUAGCCAAAGCUGUGAAGCUCGCUGUGCAGCAUAACAUUCCUUUUCUCGCAACUGGUGGGCGUCAUGGAUCUGGUGUUGGUUAUGGCAAGGUGCAUGGGGGACUAGCCAUUGACCUUUCUCAUUUCAAUUAUUUUGAGGUCCACACGAACUCUAGUAUCGUGACCAUUGGGGGUUCCGCCACGUUUGGCGAGUUCCAGCAUGAAUUGUACGCUGCUGGACUGAUGCUCCCAUCCGGUUCAUGUUCCUGUCCAGGUUAUGUGGGAUUGGGUGUUGGGGGUGGCAUUGGACGCCGUAUGGGGUCUCUGGGAUUGGUAUCAGACCGUAUCUUAUCGGCAAGAGUCGUUACUGCCACGGGUCAUAUUCUCGAUGUCUCAAAUGAGAAGCAUGCCGACUUGUUCUGGGGUAUACGUGGAGCUGGAGCAAAUCUUGGAGUCAUCAUUUCGGCCACUUUCCAGGCAGCAAAAGCUUCUGAUUAUGCAGGAGAUGGUCACGCGUUGACAAUUGACUUGUACUUCGAUGCUAAGAGUACAACGGCCUACUUUGAGCACCUGGGAAACAUAGCUGGAAGCCUUCCUUCCAACGUUGGUGGGCUACAUCUUACGAUGUACAAUGCCACGGUGAACGAUGCCGAGCUUUUCGUCAACUGGGUAUGGUAUGGACCAGAAGCAGAAGGUCAUGCCUUUAUUUCCCAGUUCCUGUCUUUUGGACCUUAUCUCGUCAAGAACUACGAGUAUAUUACAUGGGACCAUGUCAUAGCCGUCGCGGGAGACGGAGUAGGACAAUCUGGACUCUGUAUCAAAGAAGUGUACGCAAAUUCCUAUGCUUCGAAUCUUAAAGAAUUCGCCACCUCGACGUUCAUCGACACUUUUGCCAAGCUUGCUCAGUUCUACGCCGAAUAUCCAGAAGGCAGGGGUUCGUCGUCAAAUCUGGAAUUAUUCUCCAACCAGGCUGUUGCUGCUCUGGACAAAGACUUUGACGCAUACCCGUGGAGAGACACAAAGGGCUUCUUUACUGUAUCAGCCUACUUUGAUACUACGGCACAGUCAAAUCAAACUCUGUUGGACAUAGGGGAUACCUUUUGUCGAGAUUUAAGAGAUAGCUGGUCCGAGACUGGAGGCUAUGCUGAACAAGGAGGGGCAAUCUAUGUCAACUAUGCACGCGGUGAUGAGCCCAUUGAGAGUGUUUGGGGAGAUAGCCUUCCUCGGCUUGCUGCUUUGAAAAAGCAGUGGGAUCCAAAAAAUGUUUUUGCAUACAAUAAUCCUUUGCCAACUAGCUAUCCAUAGAUUUCAAAAGUAGUGGAGUAUGAAGACAACAG